GACGUAGGCGAUGAGCUCAGCCGUGGCCUAUAUAUAGUGACGAUGACGACUUGAAACGAAGGAGAGGUAGCUAAGCUAGUAAUAAUGGAGAUGAGAGAGGACAUUGUUAUAGUCGGCGCUGGUAUUGCCGGUCUCGCUACUGCUCUCGGACUUCACAGGCAGGGGCUGCGGAGCAUGGUUCUGGAAUCAUCGGAGUCCUUAAGAGCCGCAGGGUUUGCGCUUGGCUUGUGGACCAAUGCCUGGAGGGCACUCGACGCUCUCGCCAUCGGAGAUUCACUCAGACAACAAUCUGUUCAGAAUAAUGAGUUUCAGGUUUUCUCUGCAGAUUCUGGUCUCCCAACUGCUGCUAUACCACUGCAAAUGCAUAAGAACCAACAUUUUGAAAGCCGCUGCAUGAGAAGGAAAGUGUUACUGGAGACAUUACACAAAGAACUGCCCGAAGGAACUAUAAGGUACUCUUCGAAGGUUGUUAUGAUUGAGGAAUCGGGACUGUUCAAAUUGGUUCAUCUUGCAGAUGGAUCCAUUAUCAGAACAAAGGUUGUGAUUGGGUGUGAUGGAGUCAAUUCCGUGGUGGCCAAGUGGCUCGGGCUCCAGAAUGCAGUUGAUUCCAAGAGGUCAGCCAUUAGAGGAUUUGUGGAGUGUCCAGAAAAGCAUGGGUAUGAGCCAAAGUUCUAUGCUUUUUUUGGAGGUGGUGUUCGUUUCGGCUUUCUUCCCUGUGAUGAGACGGGGUUGUAUUGGUUUUGCACUUACAAUGAAUCCACUGCCCACUUUGAUGAAAGUGCAGAACAAGAUCCAGUUAAACUAAAGGAGUUUGUGCUAAGCAAGACUAGGGAUGUGUCGAAAGAAGUGACUGGCAUUCUCGAGAGAACUCCACUCGACUGCAUUUCCUCUGCUAAGUUGAAGCUGAGACUACCAUGGAAUAUUUUGCUGGGAGAUAUUACCAGAAGCAACAUUUGUGUAGCAGGCGACGCCCUUCAUCCCAUGACGCCAGAUCUCGCGCAGGGCGGAUGCUCAGCGCUCGAAGACAGCAUUAUCCUCUCCCGGUGCCUUGCAGAGGCGUUCUUGGCAAAGCCAAGGGGCGACAUUGCAGAUGACCAAAAGGCCAGCGAAGAAUUCAAUAGAAUCAAAAACAGUCUCGACAAAUACGCUAAAGAGAGAAGAUGGAGAAGCUUUGUUCUCAUCACUGGUGCUUAUUUGACUGGUUUCAUUCAAGAGAGUAAUAACAAAGUGAUCAGCUUCCUGAGAGAGAAGUUCUUGGCUCGUUACACUCUGAGGAUUGUGCUAAGUGCAGCUGAUUUUGAUUGCGGGAAACUGCUGUUAUCUUGAUUAAGAUAGUCAUUUCAAUAUCAUUUUAUUUCUAUUAUACAAAGCUCGAUUAUGAUUUAGAUCAUAAAGGGCAAACCAGGUGAAUUCUAGACGGGGAACCCAAAUUUAAAACCUAAUUUUAUGCUGUGUAAUCUGAUAUUAAAGAAAAGAUUAUUCACUAGACCUUCGAAAUUAGAUACUAGUUGCCUUAUCUUUUGUUUGAAGUUGUUUGUCAGCUUAUGUAUAAGAAUAAAUUUUGUCCAAAUAAACUAAGGCUCAGCAUGAA
Messenger RNA from Ipomoea triloba (trilobed morning glory), 1591 nucleotides. RefSeq names its product monooxygenase 2-like. The transcript has 6 exons. Gene Ontology annotation, molecular function: FAD binding. The record is from RefSeq and is a predicted model, not a curated record. Lineage: Eukaryota; Viridiplantae; Streptophyta; Magnoliopsida; Solanales; Convolvulaceae. Bases 85 to 1326 code for a protein of 413 amino acids.